Octopus sinensis (East Asian common octopus) is the source of this 2107-nucleotide messenger RNA. Its product is annotated as Golgi pH regulator. Lineage: Eukaryota; Metazoa; Mollusca; Cephalopoda; Octopoda; Octopodidae. The transcript is spliced from 15 exons. The coding region runs from base 283 to 1656 and encodes 457 amino acids. Gene Ontology annotation, cellular component: Golgi cisterna membrane. Gene Ontology annotation, molecular function: voltage-gated monoatomic anion channel activity. Gene Ontology annotation, biological process: intracellular pH reduction. The record is from RefSeq and is a predicted model, not a curated record.
AAUCUGUGACGGAAUCAAACAAGUAGAGAAAGUUGGUGAAGGGCGCUGGCCAAUGGUUAGUGGUGUUACAUAUUCGGUGUGACACCGGUUGUUAGCAACGUGAUGGCCAACGUCUUCUCUUUAAUUUUGCCCGUCUCCUACGUGUCCCAGCUUCGAGCAAUCGCCACCCCCGGAACACCAUUUAUGUCCCAGAAGACGACAUAAAAUAGAUUGCAGGAACGAAACCGUCGUCGCUGCCAACCGUAUUUGUGAAGAAUCCCCUAUUUUCUUCACGGCCAGACCAUGUCUUCCUUCCUCGUUGACUCCCUGGUCAUGCUUUUCUCUCAAGUGCUGUUUUUUGCUGGAGGCUGGGUAUUCUUUUUAAAACAGUUAUUUAAAGAUUAUGAAGUUCAUCGGUCAGCCAUCCUUCUGGUUUUCUCCAUCACAUUUUCUUUAUGCUGUACAAUGUUUGAAUUAAUUAUUUUCGAAAUACUCGGAGUUUUAGAUGCAAGUUCCAGAUAUUUCCAUUGGAAGCUGGGCCUUUAUGCAAUUUUAUUUGUCCUUAUUGCUGUCCUCCCUAUGCACAUAGCCUACUAUGUUGUCAGUACGAUACGAUUAGUUCCUCAGAAGAAACAUGUACAGAUGAUCUUAACAGGAGUGACGUGGUGGAUAUUUCUCUAUUUCUUCUGGAAAAUUGGAGAUCCAUUUCCUAUUCUUAGCCCUAAACAUGGAAUCUUCUCCAUAGAGCAGUGUAUCGGACGGGUUGGUGUCAUUGGUGUGACCAUAAUGGCCCUUUUGUCAGGGUUUGGUGCUGUCAACUGCCCCUACACGUACAUGUCUUACUUUGUCAGGCACAUCACAGAUUCGGAUAUACAGAGCAUUGAGAAAAGACUCAUCCAAACCAUGGACAUGAUUGUGAUGAAGAAAAAACGGAUUGCGUUAGCCCACAGAGAUAACCUCCGACAAGCUGCUUUGAACAAGAAUCAAAGAGGUUUGUUUGGAAUGUUCCGUGCCACUACAUCUAAAGCUACCACCGAAAAUGUGUCACAGUUAAAAGAUGAGACUUACGCCCUUGAAGAACUUAGUCGACAGUUGUUUCUGGAAUCGGUUGAUUUACACAAUACUCAGGAACGAAUCGAAGAAUCCAAAACUCUGAAAGGAAAAUACUUCAAUUUUCUUGGAUAUUUUUUCUCAAUUUAUUGUGUUUGGAAAAUUUUCAUGUCGGCCAUCAACAUCAUCUUUGACCGAGUGGGUAAAGUUGACCCGGUCACUCGAGGGACAGAGAUUGCAGUCAACUACCUUGGAAUACAAUUUGAUGUAAAAUUCUGGUCUCAGCAAAUAUCGUUUUGGCUCAUUGGAAUAAUUAUCAUCACAUCCAUCAGAGGACUCCUAAUCACACUCACCAGGUUUUUCUAUGCGAUUGCCAGCAGCAAGUCUUCCAAUAUAAUAGUCCUGUGUUUGGCUCAAAUAAUGGGAAUGUAUUUUGUGUCUUCAGUGCUUCUAAUGAGAAUGAAUAUGCCAGUAGAAUAUCGAUCAAUUAUAACGCAAGUUCUUGGAGAAUUACAGUUCAGUUUUUAUCAUCGCUGGUUCGAAUUUAUCUUUCUAGUGAGUGCCCUGUCCAGUAUUGGUUUUCUCUACAUUGCUCACCAACAGGCACCAGAAAAGAACCUUUUAUGAUUUUUCCUUCAUAAACUAUUUAAAAAACAACAUCUCACCUUUUUUUUUUUUUUAACACAAGAAAGAUUCCCAUAUUUUUCUUCUUUCAGAUGCUACAGACAUUGAGUUGUUUCCCUUAGCAUUUGACAAACGUCUAACAUCACAUGCUCUCUCUCUCCCCAAUUUCCUGCGCCCUUUUAUCCCUGUUUUGUUAUGUAAAUAUUCAAGGCUGUCUUUCUUUAGAAAUUAAAAGUCUGUUUCCUCCUCUUCUGCUUCUUCCGAUGCUGCAUCGACCAUCACCAUUAACGGUGCAUGAAAUCUCUUGGACCGAACCAUGUCCAUUCCUUGUUAAAAGUCAUUUGUAUAAAAAUCUUUUCUCUUCAUCUCUGAUCGUUGUUACUUGAAACAAGGGACAUUUCCUGUUCCGUCUCUUUUGUAUUGUCCGUAAUAAACUGCUGACCAUCACUGGAAA